Stylophora pistillata is the source of this 1058-nucleotide messenger RNA. RefSeq names its product WD repeat-containing protein 25-like. The record is from RefSeq and is a predicted model, not a curated record. NCBI's taxonomy places the organism in Eukaryota, Metazoa, Cnidaria, Anthozoa, Scleractinia, Pocilloporidae.
UUUAUUUAUUCCUGAAUUAUUCCUGAAUUAUUCCAGCGAAGUAUGGAAAGUAUUCUAGCUUACGACAGUGAUUCAUCGUCUGAAGGGAGCGAUGAGUCUCCAAAUAAGAAACAAAAGGUUACAGAAUCUGAUGACAUCAAAGUUUGCGAGGGAAACAAUAGAAAAACUGAAAAGUUAGAAUCUUCCAUCAAGCCUGCAGUGCAAGUUAGAUUACUUUCAAGUAACCUUUCCGAAUCAAAACAGAUCGCAAAUACCUCUUAUUUAUCCGAAAUUACUCAAAAUGAUUUCUCUGACCGUUUAAUUGAUGAUAAACACGAAACACAUUCGCGAGAUUUUUUCCGGACUAGUGCUGAUAAGAAUGCGAAAUCUCCGGCAUUGUUCAAUUCAGCAAACCAGAAAACGAUGUCAUCUUCAAACAUGACAGGACCAAAUGUUAAACCUUACGUGUCCAAGAGACAAAGAGAAAGAUUGGCUCAAGAAAAGUCCUUAAGUAUUAUGGCGAAUCAACCGUCACAAGAGACUGAUUUAACCUUGACAAAUGGCUCAUUUAAAGGAGCAGAUUAUCACCCAGAUAAAAAUGAAUUUUCAAACCGUAAGGACACAGAUCAAGUAUACAGACCAUCAAAGAAGUUGCAUUUAAAUCUUAAAGGUCACACAAAGGGUGUAAACUGUGUCAGAUGGAAUGUUACAGAAAGUUAUCAUCAUUUGUUGUUGUCUGCAUCUAUGGAUCAUACAGUUUGUGUUUGGGACACACGGGAAGGUGGAGCUUGUAUGCAAAGUUUGGCAAAUCAUACUGAAGCAGUGAAAGAUGCUAAAUGGAGUCAUUGUGGGUCACAAGUAUUGAGUUGUGGUUAUGACAAAAGUGCAAGACUCUUUGAUGUAGAAACAGGACAGGUAAUCAAAGUGUUUCCACACAAAAAUUAUGUGACUUGUGUCCAGUUUCAUCCUAGUCACCCAGCUCUUUUUUUAGCUGGAACUUUUAAAUCUUCCAUCCUAUGUUGGGACAAAAGGACAGGAAGUGUAAGUGCACAGUUACCAUAGUUACUGGAUUGAUGUUU